Camelina sativa (false flax) is the source of this 1687-nucleotide messenger RNA. RefSeq names its product protein NRT1/ PTR FAMILY 2.3-like. The record is from RefSeq and is a predicted model, not a curated record. Gene Ontology annotation, cellular component: membrane. Gene Ontology annotation, biological process: oligopeptide transport; transmembrane transport. Gene Ontology annotation, molecular function: transmembrane transporter activity. Lineage: Eukaryota; Viridiplantae; Streptophyta; Magnoliopsida; Brassicales; Brassicaceae.
UCUGUUCUCUAUCAUGGUCGAUUCAGUCUCUGCUGACACAGAAGCUCAAAGCUCUUGCGAUCCAAGCAGCAAGCGCGGUGGCUGGAUCACCUUUCCCUUCAUGAUCGCUACGUUUUUAGGCAUGUCCAUAACUUCAUUCGGAUGGGUAACGAACUUGAUCGUUUUCUUGAUAGAAGAAUUCAACAUCAAGAAGAUCGCUGCGGCUCAGAUCUCAAAUAUUGCCAAUGGAUGUCUCAGCAUGUUGCCUGUUGUUGCAGCCAUUCUAGCUGAUUCUUUCUUCGGUAACAUUCCCGUCAUCUCGGUCUCUGCCUUCAUAUCACUACUUGGCAUCCUUCUCUUGACUCUGAUUGCAUCAUUAGACUGGUUGAGACCCCGACCGUGUGAGACAGGCUCCAUCCUAUGCGAAUCACCAUCGAAACUACAGCUCGGGAUCUUAUAUACAGCUUUAGUUCUACUGACAAUUGGAUCAGGAGGGACGCGGUUCACCUUAGCAUCCGCGGGUGCAAACCAAUAUAAGAAACUUAAAGAUAAAGGAAGCUUCUUCAACUGGUACUUCCUCACACUAUACGUUGGAGCUAUUAUUAGCGCAACAGCUAUUGUAUAUACACAGGACAAUGCUAGCUGGAAACUUGGGUUUGGUAUCUGCGCAGCUGCUAAUUUGACCAGUUUCAUUGUUUUCGUCUCUGGUAAGAGAUUCUACAAGCAUGAAAAACCUAUGGUAAGUCCCUUCACAAGCCUGAUCCGCGUUGUAGUCGCUGCUACCGCAAAGAGAAAGGUAGUGAUUUUAACCAGAGAAGACCAGUAUCACCGUGGGCUAGGAACAGAGGCCAACACUUCUGCUGCCAUGCCCUCGGAGAGAUUGAGGUUCUUGAACCGUGCCGCUUUGAUGACCAAAGAUGAUGUAAAUAACAUUAGCGGCUCAGUUAAUAACAUCUGGAGGCUAUGCACUGUGCAAGAAGUAGAAGAUUUGAAAGCCGUUCUCCGCGUUUUUCCAUUGUGGCUAGCCAUAAUUUUCGUUAGUGUUCCCAUGGUGAUGCAGUCAAGCUUGAUUGUACUCCAAGCUUUAGUCACAGACCGUGGGCUUGGCCCUCAUUUCGAAGUCCCGGCCGGGUCACUUCAAGUCAUUGUACUCAUCUCUGCAUGCAUCGUUAUCAUGAUGAACAACUGGCUAGUCUAUCCGAUGUACCAGAAACUAACCCAUAAGCCGCUAACACCGCUUCAAAAAGUUGGCAUAGGUCAGGUACUCACCAUCCUAAGCAUGGCAGUCUCUGCGGUUGUGGAAGCAAAGAGGUUGAAAACAAUUGAAACUGAGCAUCUCAUGUCAGUUCUAUGGCUGUUUCCUCCCCUCGUAAUAGUAGGAGUUGGCGAAGCCUUCCAGUUUCCAGCCAAUAUUGAAUUCUUCUAUGGAGAAUUCCCUGAGUCUUUAAGGAACACCGCGACUUCAUUGACCUCGGUGGUGAUUGGAAUCUCUUUCUAUAUCAGCACAGCACUCAUCCAUCUUAUCCAGAGGACCACCAAGUGGUUACCAAACGACAUUAACCACGGAAGAGUUGACAACGUUUACUGGGUAUUAGUCAUUGUAGGAGUCUUGAAUUUUGGUUAUUUCAUUGUCUGCGCUUGGUUUUACAAAUACAGAAACCUGAAAAAUGAAGAUCAUGAACAAGAUCCAAAAGAUGUUACAACCUAA